UCCUUGUCUACAUACCACCAUCAACCCCCCGAUCCGCGCAUCCCAUCCACGCGCAACAUCGGGAAAUAAUCAGACACACUGCCAGUUUGCACUAUGGCCGCCCCUCCAUCCUCGUCCGCCACUUCCGAUCCGAAGACGGAGGCUGUUGUCCCCGCUCAGGAGCCCAAGAAGGAUUCCGCACCCGCCGCAAAGCCAUCCGAGGCUGAAGCCAGCAAGGCAAAAUCCCCAACACCAGAGCCGCAGCCGACUGAGGCUGGGACGUCAGCGACGACGGCCGACGUCGAAGCUGAGGCUGCUGCAGAUGACGAGGAUGAUUCAGAGGAUGCGCCCGAGGUCAUCGACAUGGAGACAUUCAUGCAGAUCCUUGAUCUAGACGAGGACGACACCCAUGAGUUCUCCAAGGGUAUGGCAUGGGCCUAUUUCUCCCAAGCCGACACGACGUUUACAGAGAUGGACGACGCUGUCACCGCCCAAGACCUCCCCAAACUCUCCGCCCUCGGCCACUUCCUCAAAGGUUCCUCCGCCGCCCUCGGCGUCUCCAAGGUCCAAGCCUCAUGCGAGCAGAUCCAGCACUACGGCCAAUCGCGGGACGAGGAGCUGAACACAGACCUGACGAAGCAGCAGGCGUUGGAGAAGAUUGGGAGGACGUUGAGGAGGGUGAAGGGGGAGUAUGGGGUCGCGGAGAAGUGGUUGAGGAAGUGGUAUAGGGAACAUGGGGGGGAUGAGGAUCCGGAGAGUUAGGUGCGUUUUUUGGCAGGGGAGGUGGGGAGUUUGUGAGG
Stereum hirsutum FP-91666 SS1 is the source of this 779-nucleotide messenger RNA. RefSeq names its product histidine-phosphotransfer domain HPT domain-containing protein. The transcript is spliced from 3 exons. Gene Ontology annotation, cellular component: cytoplasm; nucleus. Gene Ontology annotation, molecular function: protein histidine kinase binding; histidine phosphotransfer kinase activity. The record is from RefSeq and is a predicted model, not a curated record. Gene Ontology annotation, biological process: phosphorylation; phosphorelay signal transduction system. The coding region runs from base 94 to 741 and encodes 215 amino acids. NCBI's taxonomy places the organism in Eukaryota, Fungi, Basidiomycota, Agaricomycetes, Russulales, Stereaceae.